Messenger RNA from Ogataea polymorpha, 1504 nucleotides. RefSeq lists its product as uncharacterized. The transcript has a single exon. The record is from RefSeq and is a predicted model, not a curated record. Lineage: Eukaryota; Fungi; Ascomycota; Pichiomycetes; Pichiales; Pichiaceae. Gene Ontology annotation, biological process: pantothenate biosynthetic process. Gene Ontology annotation, molecular function: pantoate-beta-alanine ligase activity. The coding region runs from base 63 to 1013 and encodes 316 amino acids.
CGUUUAGAAAGUUGACUCAGUCUGGGGAGAACCUUUUACCUGAAUAUCAAUAUCGCAUAAAAAUGACAGUGCCAAAUAUUCGGAUAUUCAAGUGCAUUGCUGAUCUCCGCAAGUUUCGGAAAGAUUGCUGGAUCAAGGAUUUGUCUGUUGGAUUUGUUCCUACGAUGGGAUAUCUUCACGAGGGACAUCUUUCUCUGGUCCGCCAAUCGCUCGAGCAAAAUGACGUUACCUUGGUAUCCAUUUUUGUGAAUCCAUCGCAAUUCGCACCCCAUGAAGAUCUGGAUGCCUAUCCGCGCAACAUUGAGCGCGACCUUCAACUUCUGGAGUCCGUCGUUUCCAAGGACAGGGCCCGUAAGGUAGCCGGGGUUUUCACUCCGUCCGUUAAAGAGAUGUAUCCAAGUGGCAUUCCUCUUGAGACUAGCCAGCAGAAAGGAGCCUUUGUGAGCGUGUACGGAGUUUCCGAACAACUAGAAGGCCGCGCUAGACCUCAGUUUUUCAGAGGUGUGGCUACCGUUGUCACUAAACUGUUCAAUAUUGUGGAGCCCACAAAUGCAUAUUUUGGACAGAAGGACGCCCAGCAGUCUAUUGUUAUCAAAAGAAUGGUGUCAGACUUGUUGUUCAACGUCCAAAUCCAUGUUGUUGAUACUGUGCGUGACAAGACGGGUUUGGCCCUGAGCUCGAGAAACUCCUAUUUGAGUGAUGAAGUGAGAAAACAGGCCAGUGUAUUGUACCGCUCCAUGACAGAUGCUCGCUCACAGUACGCAGCCAACGGCAAUUUGACCGCUGGAGAGCUGAAAGCCAGCAUCGAAAAGACCAUUGUUGGUGAAAACGACAAGUUCGAAAUCGAUUACGUCGCAUUCAAUUACGCGGACACCCUCGAAUAUGUUCCUGAAGAUGCCACCAUCGACAAGGACCGAGAAUGUCUUUUGAGUCUGGCCGUGAGAGUUCCGAACAGCAACACCGCAAACAGCGGAACAACCCGUCUUAUUGACAACAUCGUGUUCACGAAAUGAGUUUGCGUUGCUCCUCGAUGAGCCUUGCGAAGUCACGUUCUCUGCGGGCCUGAUUCUCUCUGGAUGUGAUGCCUUUCUCCUUAGCAGCAUAAAAUAUCUCGCCGAACUCGCACAACCACUCUCCAUCAACUGCCGUUACGUAGUUCAUGUAUUCGCGACCGGUUAAUAAGAGCUCAUGGUAAAUGACAUAUUUGGGCAAGUCGCCCAUGCCGUAAAGAGAAGCCGUCGGGUGCAGCUUCAUCUGCAGUCCGGUCCGCAAAUUGACGUACUCACCAUGCUUUUUAAACUGAGCAGCUUGGUGAAAAAAGGAAGCACACAAACACUUCCUGAUCACAUCCCAGUCGGGAUUGCUCAGAAUGGCCAGUUUCUGCGAUUUCAUGAUCUGGCUCAACUGCGAAUGAAUCUCGAUUGCGCGUCGGAGCGACUUGUACUGUAGAAAGUUUUUGGAACACCAGCUUUCUUUGCAACCAUUCGACUUGAACAGGUUAAAA